Cololabis saira (Pacific saury) is the source of this 1236-nucleotide messenger RNA. It is a transcript of the gene xrcc3, whose product is annotated as X-ray repair complementing defective repair in Chinese hamster cells 3. The coding region runs from base 85 to 1236 and encodes 383 amino acids. Gene Ontology annotation, molecular function: ATP-dependent DNA damage sensor activity; four-way junction DNA binding; ATP binding. The record is from RefSeq and is a predicted model, not a curated record. Gene Ontology annotation, biological process: resolution of mitotic recombination intermediates; telomere maintenance via recombination; t-circle formation. Lineage: Eukaryota; Metazoa; Chordata; Actinopteri; Beloniformes; Belonidae. Gene Ontology annotation, cellular component: replication fork; Rad51C-XRCC3 complex. The transcript has 7 exons.
CGUUUGUUGUGAGGAGAAACUGAUGAAAACAGAACCAGAAUCAUUCACUCAGUCAAACUAGUGUCUCUGAGUCCGGGCUCGGGGAUGAUGUGGGAGCAGCUGGAGCUGCGGCCGAGCAUCGUGGCCGCGGCCAGGAGAGCCAAGCUGUCCUCCGUCCAGGACGUGCUGUGUGUCUCCGAGACCGAGCUCCAGAGACUGACGGGUCUGGCCAGCCCAGAGGUGCAGCAGCUGCUGUCUGCCGCCGCCCACGCCUGCAGGGGGCGCCCUCCAGUCACAGCCCUACAGGUGCAGCGGGGCGAGUGUCCCGGCCUCGGGUCCGUCCUCAGACUCAGCGUGGGCUGUCCGGUGCUGGACCGGCUGCUGAGGGGGGGUCUCCCUGUGGGGGGGGUCACCGAGCUGUCGGGGGAGAGUGGAGCAGGGAAGACCCAGCUGGCCCUGCAGCUCUGCCUGUCUGUGCAGUACCCGGCACAGCACGGAGGCCUGGGAGCAGGAGCGCUGUACAUCUGCACCGAGGACUCGUUCCCCAUCAAACGUCUGCAGCAGCUGAUCUCGGAGCAGCCGCUCCUGCGUCCUGACGUCCCCCCGUCUGUGCUCGGGGCCCUGCGCUUCAGCGACCACGUCUACGUGGAACACACCGCCGACCUGGACUCCCUCCAUGUCUGUCUGCACAGCCGCGCCCCCCUGCUGCUGGCGCGGGGCCUGGUCCGGCUGGUGGUGGUGGACUCGGUGGCCGCGCUUUUCCGCUGCGAGUUCCAGGCAGACGAUUGGCUGGAAAGGAACAGACAGCUGAUCUCCUUCUCGUCCACAGUGCACCGCCUGAGCCACGAGUUCACCGCACCUGUCCUCUGCAUCAACCAGGUCACCAGUGUUUUCGGCCAGUCAGGCGACAGCUUCGGGCCGUCGUCGUCCUCCGUGGCCCCUGCGUUGGGUUUGGCGUGGGCCAAUCAGGUCAUGGUUCGGCUGAUGAUGCGGCGUCUCCAGGGGACGGUCUCCCGUGGCGACCAGAGCAGCACUCUGCGCAGGUUGGAGGUGGUGUUCGCUCCUCAUUUGGCCCGCGAUGGUCGGGACGCAGCCGUGUGGAAGGAGGGUGUCCGUGGAGUGGAAGAGGCCGAGGGCCUGCGGACCCCCAACUCUACCGAGGCACAACAGUCCAUGGCCACGCCCCCAUCGGUGAUGUCACCAUGUGCUGCUGAGCCUAAUGGAAGCCUGAAUGCAUGUGGACAGUCCGUUUCUUAG